UAGAAGCAUAUCUUCUUCUUCUUCUUCUUCUUCUUCUUCUUCUUCUUCUUCUUCUUCUUCUUCAUAUUCUCUGUUUCUCUCUCUAUCUCUUAAAUCAAGAUACCCACCAUGCCCGAGGCACCAAAGAACGUAGCUUUCGAGGUCACGGACCAGAUCCUCGCCGAGAAGAACAAGAAGAAGCUGCAGUUCAUCGAGGACGUGACCGCAAACGCAGACGCGGUUCAGAGACGCGUUCUAGAGGAGAUCCUGACCCGCAAUGCUGACGUGGAGUACCUCAAACGCCACGGCCUCGGCGGUCGCACCGACCGCGGCAGCUUUAAGAGACUCAUGCCAGUCAUAACCUACGAGGAUAUUCAGACAGACAUCAACAGGAUCGCUAAUGGCGAUACGUCCCCCAUCCUCUCUUCCAAACCCGUCUCUGAGUUCCUCACAAGCUCGGGGACAUCAGGUGGGGAGAGGAAGCUGAUGCCGACAAUCGAAGAGGAACUCGACAGGAGAUCACUUCUCUACAGCCUCUUGAUGCCAGUGAUGAGCCAGUUCGUGCCUGGUCUCGACGAGGGCAAAGGAAUGUACUUCCUGUUCAUCAAAUCCGAGUCCAAAACUCCAUCUGGUCUCCUCGCUCGUCCUGUCCUGACCAGUUACUACAAAUCCUCCCACUUCAAAGAACGACCCUUUGACCCUUACACCAACUACACCAGCCCCAACGAGACCAUCCUUUGCCCUGACUCUUACCAGAGCAUGUACUCUCAGAUGCUCUGCGGUCUGUGCCAACACAACGAGGUUCUUCGCGUGGGAGCUGUUUUCGCCUCUGGUUUCAUCAGGGCAAUCAAGUUUCUCGAGAAACACUGGCCUGAGCUGGCUCGUGACAUUAGAACUGGAACGGUCAGUGCCCAGAUAACCGAUCCUUCGGUCCGUGAGGCGGUCGGGAAGAUCCUUAAACCCAACCCGAAACUGGCCGAUUUCGUAGAGGAUGAAUGUGGGAAGGAGUCUUGGCAAGGGAUCAUCACCAGGCUGUGGCCCAACACUAAGUAUGUGGAUGUGAUUGUGACCGGGACAAUGUCACAGUACAUUCCCACGCUGGAUUACUACAGCAAUGGCUUGCCUCUUGUCUGCACGAUGUAUGCUUCUUCCGAGUGUUACUUUGGAGUGAACCUUCGGCCGCUCUGCAAACCGAGCGAGGUCUCUUACACGCUCAUCCCGACCAUGGCUUACUUCGAGUUCUUGCCGGUUCAUAAGAACAAUGGGGUCACCAACUCCAUCAAUGUGCCCAAAUCACUCACCGAGAAGGAGCAAAAGGAGCUUGCUGAUCUUGUUGAUGUCAAGCUUGGGCAUGAAUAUGAGCUUGUUGUCACUACCUACGCUGGUCUUUACAGGUACAGAGUGGGCGAUGUUCUGAGAGUGACGGGCUUCAAGAACAAUGCACCACAAUUCAGCUUCAUAUGCCGGAAAAACGUGGUGCUGAGCAUAGAUUCAGACAAGACAGACGAGGUCGAACUCCAAAACGCGGUGAAAAACGCGGUGACACACCUCGUCCCGUUCGAUGCCACUCUAUCCGAGUACACAAGCUAUGCGGACACGACAACAAGUGUACCGGGCCACUAUGUCUUGUUCUGGGAGCUAACCCUAAAGGGCAAAACACCAAUCCCUCCGUCUGUAUUCGAGGACUGCUGCUUAACCAUUGAAGAGUCACUGAACAGUGUGUACAGACAGGGCAGGGUCAGUGACAGGUCCAUUGGUCCGCUCGAGAUCAAGAUUGUGGAGCAGGGGACUUUCGACAAGCUGAUGGAUUACGCGAUAAGUUUAGGAGCAUCGAUCAAUCAGUACAAGACGCCGAGGUGCGUGAAAUUUGCUCCGAUCGUCGAGCUGUUGAACUCUAGGGUUGUUUCGUGUUACUUCAGCCCCAAGUCACCCAAAUGGGCACCCGGUUACAAGCAAUGGGGGCAGUGACUAGAAACAGAGAGAAGAGGCAGGUGAAGAGACUCUUUCUGAUGUAGAAGGUUUAAUGUGAUGAUGAUGAUGUCUGUAAUGUAUCACUCUAAUCUUGACUUUGAUAUUGUGUUUUGACUGUUCAUGUACAAAGACAGUUCCUGUUUUCUUGGGUUUUCUAAUUUUCAUUCCUUUUUUUUGGUAUUGAUUUCUGAUUUUAAUCAGAUAAUGUGUCAGUUCAUCUUCUC
Molecule: messenger RNA, 2174 nt
Organism: Tarenaya hassleriana
Lineage: Eukaryota; Viridiplantae; Streptophyta; Magnoliopsida; Brassicales; Cleomaceae
Product: indole-3-acetic acid-amido synthetase GH3.6
Exons: 3
Coding region: 109-1947 (612 amino acids)
Cellular component (GO): cytoplasm
Molecular function (GO): indole-3-acetic acid amido synthetase activity
Source: RefSeq, a predicted model, not a curated record